Molecule: messenger RNA, 3101 nt
Organism: Mercenaria mercenaria
Lineage: Eukaryota; Metazoa; Mollusca; Bivalvia; Venerida; Veneridae
Product: aspartate--tRNA ligase, cytoplasmic-like
Exons: 16
Coding region: 292-1890 (532 amino acids)
Biological process (GO): aspartyl-tRNA aminoacylation
Cellular component (GO): cytoplasm; cytosol; aminoacyl-tRNA synthetase multienzyme complex
Molecular function (GO): aspartate-tRNA ligase activity; ATP binding; RNA binding
Source: RefSeq, a predicted model, not a curated record
AAUUGAAUAUAAUUUCUGUUAAAAUUAAAACCCUUUUUUCUUUGUCUGGAAAUUAUAUUUAGUACGGCACCGUUUUGAACAGGCUACGUUUGAUCGAUGGACUUAAUAGUGUGAGUAUCAUAUAUACAAAUGUAUAUAUAUUGGUUUAACAAAAACCCAGUUUAAUACUGUCGUGUUGGUAAUAUUUUAGAAAGCAUACUGGAUUGGAGUAUUUGGAAAAGGAAGUUUUAAUAUAUUUUUGGUAGCCACUAAAAGGGGAUUUGUAUAAAAUUGAGAGAGGUUCAAACAUUGAUGCUACAGACCAAGUUUAGUAAAGAUCCAUCCACUGGUUUGGAAGGGGAUGCUCAGCCAUCAAAGAAGGCCUUAAAGAAACAACAGAAAGAAGCAGAGAAGGCUGCAAAGAAGGCCCAGUACAAGAAGCAAGAUAACAAAGAAAAUGUUACAGAAUCGGAAGGGAAAGAUGUAUCACAGGGUUGCUAUGGUAACCUGCCACUUAUUCAGUCUCAGGAGAGGAUUGAUAGAAAAAUACUUGCAUUGAAAGAGUUAACUGCAGAUCUGGCCGACAAGAAGGUGUGGGUUCGAGCGCGGCUACAGACCUCCAGAAGUAAAGGAAAGCAAUGCUUUGUUGUGUUGCGUCAACAGAAAUGGACAGUACAAGGCUUGAUCUGUGUUGGUGAAAAAGUCAGUAAACAAAUGGUGAAGUUUGCAGCAGGUAUUAACAAAGAAUCUAUUAUAGAUGUAGAGGGAUAUGUACGAACUGUAUCACAAAAAAUUGAAGCAUGUACACAACAAGAUGUAGAACUACACGCAGAACAGAUUUGGGUUGUAAGUGGAUCAGAGCCAAGGUUACCUCUCCUUGUAGAAGAUGCUUCUAGACCUGACUCCGAGGACGGUUUAGCUAUUGUACAUCAAGACACACGGCUAGAUAAUCGUAUCAUAGACCUGAGAACUACAACAAGCCAGGCUAUAUUUAGACUGGAAGGUGGAGUGUGUAAAGUAUUCAGGGAAGUGCUUGAUAGUAAAGGAUUUGUAGAAAUACAUACUCCAAAAAUUAUACCAGCUGCAUCAGAAGGGGGUGCAAAUGUGUUCAGAGUGUCAUAUUUUAAAGGCAGUGCUUAUCUUGCACAAUCUCCACAGUUAUAUAAACAGAUGGCAAUGGCAGCUGAUUUUGAAAAGGUUUAUACAAUAGGAGCCGUAUUCCGAGCGGAGGAUUCCAAUACUCACAGACAUCUGACAGAGUUUGUUGGUGUAGAUCUGGAAAUGUGUUUUAACUAUCACUACCACGAGGUUCUAGAUGUACUGGAUGAACUCUUUGUCUCCAUAUUCAAAGGUCUCAGGGACAGGUAUGCUGAAGAGAUAGCUACAGUCAAUAGACAGUUUCCUGCUGAACCAUUCAAGUUUUUGGAACCAAGUUUGAGGUUAGAAUACAAAGAAGGCGUUGCUAUGUUACGUGAAGCAGGUGUUGAGAUGGAAGAUGAUGAGGACUUGAGUACUCCAAAUGAAAAACUGCUUGGCAGACUAGUCAAAGCAAAGUAUGAUACAGAUUUCUAUAUCUUAGACAAGUUUCCCCUCGCUGUGAGACCCUUCUAUACCAUGCCAGAUCCAAACAGUUCUAAAUGGUCAAACUCAUAUGAUUUCUUCAUGCGGGGUGAGGAGAUAAUGUCUGGUGCACAGAGAGUUCACGAUCCCAAUUAUCUGUCAGAACGUGCCAAACUACAUGGAAUAGAUCUAGAGACUAUCAAAGGUUACAUUGAUUCAUUCAGAUACGGAGCUCCUCCUCAUGCCGGUGGUGGUAUAGGUCUGGAGAGAGUAACAAUGUUGUAUCUAGGACUUGACAACAUUAGAAAGGCAUCUCUGUUCCCACGUGAUCCAAAACGUAUUACCCCAUAGACAUAAUACAAAGACAUUAUAUAUGAUUUGAGUGCUAAACAACUUCUGACAAUAUGAAAUAAACCAAGGUUGAAGAUUAUAAAUUUUGCUUCUUUAUUAUUUAAAAUGUUAAAAGGUGACAUAAGAUUAUUUCUGUGUUUAUGCUCCUGGUAUGAAACAAAAAUCUUGAUGUGCUAUUUUACUUGGUUAGAAAUGCGAGAUGUACCUAUGAGGACAUGAUGAAAUAUAUAAAUUUGAAUUAAUCUUAUAUGACCUUAAAGGCUUUUAUUUUGUUGAUGUUUCUCCUCAGUAUUUUCUGUCAACAGAAAUCUUUGUUGAAAAUGCCAAGAUGUUAUCAGUUUAACAAUGUUUUUAAAGAACAUUUUUGAUGGAACUUGUCUUAAAGACAUGAAAGUAUUGCUAAUACAAUAAUGUAUAUUUUUAGUACGCAAUAACACUGUAAUAUAUAAAAAAAUGUUGUGAUAUAUAAGUUAUAUUAAUUUUGCACCCUAUAUAAUCCUGGAAUAGAUUCUAUUGGCUACUGUAAAAUCAUUUGUGUUGCAUAUAUUUGUCAGGGUGCUUUCCUGUUACUGUAUUUAUCAGUUUUAUACUUUCCAUUAGCAUACAUUUACUGCUCCCAAACAGCUGUAUUACAUAUCAAAAUUUCAUGUUGCAUCUGUUAACAGAUUACUUUAUUAGAAAUAGUUUACUGGUCAAAAUUUGGUAAGCCUUAAUGUUGGUGUUCUCCAUUGCUAAGGAACCUGCCCACUUGGCUCAGUAGGGAGAAUGAGUUCAAUUUUGAGUUUGAUCUCUGGGUUAGGCGUAUGUUCUUCAAUGACAUUGUGUCUAAAAUCAUUUGUCUUUCACUGCUGAUGCAUGUGGAAAAGUUGAGUUACUUGUAGAAAACAGAUUAGUACUAAUGGAGUCAAGGAACACCGGUUUUGCCUUACUGUCUGCUGUUAUAUAUCUGAAAUUCUGUGAAAAUACAGCAUUAAACCCAAAACAAAAUGGUUGCUUAGGAUUUAAAUUGAUUUUAAUUCAGCAUACUUCUUGAAUUUCUAAAGUAUAUGGUCUAACAAGCUAUAAUAACUAACUAGUCUUAUUUUAGAAUUUUGGUUUUUUUACAGUUUAUCAGAAGCAGGGUUACAUUGUUUACCAGUACUUCCAUUUUGUAUCAUGUGUCACUGAAUAAGUCAUUCUGUCUUUUGCAGAAAUAAAUAUUUAUAUUUUGA